This is a messenger RNA of Mycena indigotica, 1365 nucleotides long. Its product is annotated as Arginine biosynthesis bifunctional protein ArgJ, mitochondrial. NCBI's taxonomy places the organism in Eukaryota, Fungi, Basidiomycota, Agaricomycetes, Agaricales, Mycenaceae. The transcript has 5 exons. The record is from RefSeq and is a predicted model, not a curated record. Bases 1 to 1365 code for a protein of 454 amino acids. Gene Ontology annotation, molecular function: L-glutamate N-acetyltransferase activity, acting on acetyl-CoA as donor; L-glutamate N-acetyltransferase activity, acting on acetyl-L-ornithine as donor. Gene Ontology annotation, biological process: L-arginine biosynthetic process; L-ornithine biosynthetic process. Gene Ontology annotation, cellular component: mitochondrial matrix.
AUGUCGCAGCUCUUCAAGCGCUUGUCGUCGACCAUAAACAUUAAGCCCCUCCCCUCCAAGACCCACCUCCACCGUGUUCUCCCAGAUAGCUCGUUCCCUGCUGGGUAUGCAUUGACUGGCCUUCAUGCCGGCGUCAAGAAGAAGAGUGGUGUCCUCGACCUAGCCAUUAUUAUAUCGACUUCCAAGCACCCAACAUCAGCUGCUGCUUGUUUCACGCGAAAUGCUUUCAAAGCUGCCCCAGUUGUAGUCUCCGACGAAAUUCUUUCACGGAACGGGGGCAGAGCGCGCGGCCUCGUUGUAAACAGCGGUUGUGCCAAUGCUGUUACGGGACGCCAGGGUCUUGAAGAUGCCUGGGCCAUGGUCAACGAGACGGACAAACUCUUACCGCAUUCAACUUCUUCCCAGAGCCAUAACACACUGGUUAUGAGCACGGGAGUCAUCGGACAACGCCUACCAAUCCAGUCAAUCAUAAAAGGCAUUCAAUCUCAGGCAUCUGCUGACUCGACUCUUGCUUCUGAUUUCGCUGCUUGGGAGCGAGCAGCAAAAGCAUUCAUGACUACAGACACCUUCCCAAAGCUUAGGUCUCGCUCUUUUGAGAUCAGAGGCACAAAAUAUCGUAUUGCUGGCAUGGACAAAGGCGCUGGGAUGAUCCAUCCUAACAUGGGGCCUGCAAGCACUUUACAUGCGACACUAUUGGGCUGCAUUCUCACUGACGCGGCCAUUUCACCUCCAAGUCUUCAAAAUGCCCUGACCUACGCGAUGGACCGCAGCUUCAACUGCAUCAGUGUUGACGGUGAAAUGUCGACCAACGACACAGUAUUGGUUCUGGCUAAUGGCGCUGCGGCACCAGACCAAGUCGAAAUCGACGAAGUCACAGAUAAAGAGGGGUUUGAGAUCUUCAAAAGGGAAUUAACCGCCUUCGCAGCUGAACUAGCCCAGUUGGUCGUUCGUGAUGGCGAAGGAGCGACCAAGUUUGUCACAGUCAACGUCAAGGGAGCCCCGACCUAUGAGGAUGCGCAUCGAAUUGCGUCGCGAAUAUCCACAUCGGCUCUGGUGAAGACUGCACUUUAUGGAGAGGAUGCCAAUUGGGGGCGUGUCUUGUCUGCAACGGGCUCUGUUCCUCUCUCUGGCCUCGAUCCUCAAAAAGUUAGUGUCAGCUUCCUGCCGUCUGACGGUUCUGCGGCAUUACCAGUGCUUGUUAACGGAGAGCCUGAAAAUGUUGACGAAGGACGGGCAAAAGAGAUUCUCAGUUUGGAAGACUUCGGGAUUUGUGUAGAGCUUGGUGCAGGUAUGGAGGAAGCCACAUACUGGACCUGUGAUUUCAGCUAUGAGUAUGUGCGAAUCAACGGGGACUACCGCAGUUGA